This is a messenger RNA of Panicum virgatum (switchgrass), 2428 nucleotides long. Its product is annotated as ethylene-responsive transcription factor ERF094-like. Gene Ontology annotation, molecular function: DNA-binding transcription factor activity; DNA binding. The coding region runs from base 186 to 812 and encodes 208 amino acids. The record is from RefSeq and is a predicted model, not a curated record. Lineage: Eukaryota; Viridiplantae; Streptophyta; Magnoliopsida; Poales; Poaceae. The transcript has a single exon. Gene Ontology annotation, biological process: regulation of DNA-templated transcription; ethylene-activated signaling pathway.
CUACACUUUGUCAUGCAUACAAUAUGGAUCGGAAAUCCUGGACGCAUGCAUGCUAUAAAUUCCGGCACCUUGCUUCGUUCUCAGCACACGGUGACAGCCUCCUCUAGGCUCUAGCUUGCUAGCUUGACGGCUUCCUCGUCGGCGUGGACGCUGCCUCAGCAAAAGAAUUCUCCUCGUCCUCCUCUAUGGCAGUGGAAGGAAUGGUGUGGAGCCCAAACACGGUGCUGGAACGUCAGCUCCGGCAGCCGGAAGACGAUGCCUCCUCGCCGGGGGAGAAGAAGCGCCCGCAUGCCUUCAUCGGGGUGCGCCCGCGGCCGUGGGGCACGUUCGCCGCCGAGAUCCGGGACUCCACGCGCGGUGGCGCCCGCGUGUGGCUCGGCACCUUCGACACCCUGGAGGCCGCCGCGCUCGCCUACGACCAGGCCGCCUUCUCCGCGCGCGGCGCCGCCGCCGUCCUCAACUUCCCCGUGGAGCGCGUGCGGGAGUCGCUGGGGACGCUCGCGCUCGCCGGCGGCGCAGGGGGCUCCCCGGUCCUCGCGCUGAAGCGGCAGCACUCCAAGCGCAGGCACAAGCGGCGCAGAAAGCUCUCCCGGCCUGUAACAACCACCACCAGCAAGGAUAAUCUGAUCAGCAAGCAGCAGCGGCAGCCGCCACGCCAUUGCUCCGACGUGCCAAGGUUGCCGGGCGUGGCCAUGGCGGCGGUGCCGCAGCAUCAUGUGACGGUGCACUGCAGCGUUCUGGAGCUCGAGGACCUCGGCGCUGAUUACUUGGACGAGCUCCUCCGAGCAUCAAGCGAGCUGACUGCAGAUUGAUCAAGUCAUGAUGGUUUGCUCGGGUUAACAAUUUCAAGAUAAUAAACAAGUAAUUCAAAGAGGCACCCAUAUGCUAUUUUACACCUUUGCGCCAAACUAAUUUUUUUUAAGAUUUAGGAAUAAUUCCGGCCUUGAUCAUUCACAAACGAAUGAUUACAGCCACAAAACAGGACACAGCACGCAGUCUGUCAAAGCAACAGCUCAAACACCAACACCGAAACAACAACGCUGGUUUAACCAACAACCACAACCACAGCACACAGGCUGCCUGAGCAACAGCUCAAAAAAACUACCCAAACUGAAACUCCCCAAUCAAACCAAGAUAAGAGCUGAGACAGAAAGACUACUGCCCAAUUCUUUUUCUGAAGUUCCAACCCCACCUGUUGUAUAGUUCCAUUAUCACCCCUUCCAAACGCUGACAAUUGUCCUUUACUAACUGCAUCGCCCAGUAUGUCGCCCUGAAGAGUACCUGCAAAUACGAGUUAGGACAGCUUCAUUGAAACACAACUUCAUUUCGGCUUAACCAAAUAGCCCAGCAUAUAGUUGUUGCACCUAGCUAUUAGCAGCAGUUUUCUACUUCUUAGAGAAAAGCCUCUAAGCCAAGGCCCUAGCAUAUUGGUAACACUGCUAGGAGGAGCAAUUCCAAAAGUAAAAAAACGGCCUACCAAACAAACUUUGCUACAUGACAUUCAAAGAACAAAUUUUUUGUACUUAUUCAUCAGAAUUGCAGAAACAACAUUUUUUAUCCCCUUUCCAUUUCCUCUUAGCCAAGUUAUCUUUGGUGAGAAUGAUCACUCCUUUCUUUAGAUACCACAAAAAAAUUUUAAUUUUAAGUGGAACUUUUAUCUUCCAGGAAAUUCUCAGGAAUCCUGCUAUCUUGCAUUAGGUCUCUAUGCAUUGAUCUUACUGAGAAGACUGAAUUACUAUUCAUCCUCCACACAAAUUGAUCCUCAGCCUUUGAAUAUCUCUUUUAGAAGAGCACCAAACUAAUUAUGCAAUAAGUUUCCAGCCGUUUAGAAAUAGAAGCUUUUUCGUGCUUGCUUGCGUAUGAUUACUGACAGUUUUUUACUGAACAUAAUUCAGUAAUACGGAUAUUCGAUUUAGUAAUUUCUAGCUAGUUUGUUGAGCAAUUUGACAGUUGGGUGUAGAAUAAAUGCUGGUGAAAAGACAUAUAAGUUAUAAAUAUAAUAUAUAAUUAAUUUACAAAUAUAUUUUGAGGAUAAAAAGUUGCUAUCUCCACCUUUUCUUAUUUUGUUCAUCUUCUUACACAAUACACAUAUUGUUGUCUCUGUUUCUUAUUUAUUUCUCUUUUUUUUCAACUGGUUUCUUGUUUGUUUCCUUUGUGUCCAACAAAAUUCACACAAUCAUCAUAGGCAUGGUACAUAUAUGUUAUUAUUCUUGAGCUCACUCGUGCAUGUACCUGGAUUGUACAUUUUUGCAAUGGUUAGUCAUGGCUAGUGAUGUUGCUCAUAAUAUUACACAUUAUAAUAAGAGUAAAAUGCUCUAGCAGUAUGUAAACUUGUAAGAAUGUGUCAUUUAGGUCUGUCAACUCUGAAAAUGCAUUUCUGGACCCACAAACUUGUAAGUAUGUGCCACUUUGAUCCAUCAACUCCAAA